Sycon ciliatum is the source of this 5134-nucleotide messenger RNA. Its product is annotated as mucin-like protein. Gene Ontology annotation, biological process: cell-matrix adhesion. The coding region runs from base 298 to 5073 and encodes 1591 amino acids. The transcript has 18 exons. The record is from RefSeq and is a predicted model, not a curated record. Gene Ontology annotation, molecular function: calcium ion binding. NCBI's taxonomy places the organism in Eukaryota, Metazoa, Porifera, Calcarea, Leucosolenida, Sycettidae.
CACACCGACACUUACGCAUUUACUCUAACGCUACCGAUGGAAGUACUUACUUUGUCAUCCGGCAAAGACUAGAAACAUAAUUAUUGUGAUCACCUCGCUGACGAAAGGCGACGUUUCUUGGCGAUCCCAAUCUCUUUGCAAGUAGCAGCAGAGCACUGCAGUCUUGGUAGAGGCAAGGAGAGAUCAGAGAGCUGACGGAGAACUGCAGAGUCGGUUGGAUGCCUUGUUGCGCAAACGUUGAGUGUGAUCCAUUUCUGCGGUUUCUACCUAUUCCAGACACCCUCACCAUUGAGCAGCAUGCAUAGUUGUGGGAAUCCGCCUGGCUGUUUAUGCCUCGCUGUGCUGUUGCUUUGUUUCGUGAUCUCCUCCGAAGCAACCCACUUCCGAGGCGGCAUUAUUUCUUGUGGACCAAAUCCUAGCAGCAAUGGCGGAUUCGAUGACAACGGCAAUGUGGUGCUGCAAUGUGACUUUCGAAUUGCAUGGAGAUUAUCGGCAUACUGCCAAUGGCAAGGUUUGUACUGCAAUCCAACCGAUAUAGACCCAAGCAUACCUUUGCUAGGUCCGGGUGGAGCAAGUUACUUACGCUGUACGGAAGGGUGUAGUGGCAACUUCAAGGACUUGCAGUACUACAGCACCGAGUAUAGCCCCAAAGAAGAAGAGGAUUGGUCUCAAGGUGGACGGAUAUUUAACUACACGUUUUCCGGUGCCCCUGCCCGAUUCAGAGCCAGUUAUGAGGGCUGCUGCUGGAUCAGUACACUGGUCCGGUACAGAGACACGGGCUGGGUAUGGCCCUUCAGCAUGAAUCUAACUCAACGCACGGACACGGGCAUGAUCAACCAUAGUCCUCGUUCAGCACAGAUCCCCAUCGUCCGAAUGCAGUACGGUUGUGGCCAAAACCUGUCGAUCCACACGGACGAUCCAGACAAUGACAUUGUGAGGUGCAGAUGGUGUAAAGAUUACUCAGAGUGCGGCGGAGUAUUUCCUCCGCUUUUCAAUGCCAUUCUGAUAUCGAAUCCCUGCACCAUUAUGAUUCCACCCACGCUAGAAACAGGAACCAGCCAUUACCAUGCCGUGGCGAUUGUCUUGGAAGACUUUGUGCUGUCAGAUCCGAAUGGCCCCGCUCUUAGUCAGGUUCCUCUCCAGUUCUUAUUAGAUGUUUACAAGUCAAACGUGGCAUGCACCACUCGCCCAGAAUUUGCACCUCCCAGUCCCGUCGACAAGAGAUGUAUUCCCAUCAAGCCGGGCACCCAGUAUAAUGCCACGCUCAGGGUCAGGGAAACUUCGCAGUUUAACAGAAUCAGAGACUUCACUUUGACAUCACCGAUUGGCAUGGUAAAGGGCCCUAUCAGGCAGUUAAGUGAGAACGGAGCCUUUUACAGUGAGAUCUGGGUGAAGUGGACACCGAACCGUGCACAGUAUGGACAGCAUGUACUCUGCUGCCUAGCGGAAGAUUCUCAGGGGCAAACAACUCCUCAAAUAUGUGUCACACUGCUGGCGGGUGCAAGUGCCCCCGAGAUCAUCCCAGGCACCGCGGAGCCCAGUAUGUCACGCGGGAAAACAGCACCGUAUGUUCGCGCAACGUUUUCUGUUGACUUUGACCAGCAGAUCCUCAGGCCGUUGCAAGGUACCACGGCUGCCAUUCGCAUCAAUGAGGUGAAGAAUGGUACAGUGGUUAGACCAGCCGUGUUCUCCCUUAGUCCACACGACGCCAUCCUGAAACAGCACCCGCUUUAUCUAAACCACUAUCAGCUUAUAUUCUACGUCACAACGAAGCUGAAGAUUGAUGCAACAUAUUCCAUUACCAUGGACAAUGGUUUCGUGGUAGGGCAGCAAAGCUGUACAGGCGGAGGGGCGCCAUUUUUCGGCAUCCAGGACCCGAAUAGAUGGCAAUUUGUUGCCGACCACACAGUUGGAAACAUAUCUGAUUGUGGACGAAACUCUUCACAAUUCUUUACAUAUGGCACAAGGGUGAAUGACACACAGCUUUUGCUUGGCAAUGGAACAUCAUGCGUCACAAGGCAACUGGCAAACUCGGCCAAUGGAUUUCCGAUCAAUGACACCCAGCAUAACAAAGUGACAAUCUGUGAGAAUGGAGUGAUUAUGCUGGAUCAAGACCAACCCAUUCGCCAUCCCCAGGUGUUCCCAGGAAACUGGACCACACAGCCAACAAUUCUGGCACCCUACUGGUGCUUGGCUGACAACUCGUACUCCAAGAAUCUUCCAGAUGGUCUCAGAUCUCAUGUCUGGUAUCAUUUCUACGACAGGCAGGUGUCCUCGGAGAAGGCAAUGCUGGAGGAAAUAGAGAGCUUGAUCCUUGCUAAAGAGAGGAAAACUGACAAAUCAUUCUACUUCACCGCAACAUGGGCAGCAAUUGUAACAUGGGAGAGGAUCACACCCUACCCAAGCCUCUACAAGUACCAACUGCAUAACACAUUUCAAGCUGUCAUGGCAACAGACGGCCUGCGAUCCUACACCACGUUCGCCUACGAUGUCAACUCCAUCCAGUGGUCGAUUCCAGUGCUGCGUAACCCACGGGUCACGUACGGUCAUUCCGUAAUGGGCUAUUCAACGCCGGAGCAAUAUUACAAUGACAGGCGGUCAGGCACCUUCAGAAUCAGUGGCAUCGAUGAUCAAGUGGACUCCGCCAACCAAUACCUCUUCCAGCAAGCGUGCACUGAAGGAGCCAUGUAUAUCUUCAGGCUAUACAAAGGUGUCAUUGAUGGUCCAAGGGCAAAGUGCCUUCGGUGGUACGCAUCUCAACCGGACCCAAGGACAUGGAUGAAAUACUUCAAUCCUUGUCCACAGAUCCUUGCGCAAGCUCAAGCCGACUCCCGAUUUCAACUCAUUCGGGAACUUUCCCCGCGGACGUGCUUCCAGAAUUCUGUCCCAUCCAUCACUGGUUCAUCUCAGGAGUGCUGUUAUCGAACACUGCCCUUGGGAUACGGGGCAUUCCUUGAAGGUCCACCUGAUGGUGGUAACUCAGUACGCUUCUCUUGGCUGAGCUUUGAGCCGACUACAGUCAGCUCCGAGGAGACCCUGCCACGGCAAUGGUGCUGUGAGGACUCAGCUCUCUGUCACCUGUACUGGGAGAAACGACCUAGUCAGUCUAGCAUCGCCUAUUCUAGGCAGAGUCUUGGAACUGUUGCUCUUCCGAUCAUCCGCACUACACCCGGAGGACAGUAUACAAUGUUUCAAAGAGGCAACUUCCUACUGGUGGAUAGUCCUGGGUAUUUCCGGUGUGAAAUUGUGAUUUCAGAGACCAGUGGGGACGGGCCUCAACAGGUCACCAGCAUUGGCAUGCAGGGAAACAGCACUGACCAGUGCGUAGCCGGUGUGUCUUCUGAGGGUGCACUCUCCUUCACUGUUAAUGGUCAACCGUUGAGUAACAAAGUGUUCAAAGUGUUCAGUGACGACGGCGUCAGCAUCACUUACGAGUGUCUGCAGUGGAAUCGAAACUGCACCAGGGUUCCGAGCAACAGUACGACCGCUCCGCGGCCGACACCGAUUGGCAUCAGCGCUCAUAACGGCUUCAGCGUCAUAGUGCACAAUCGCACUCACGGCAGCGUGGUGUUUGAAAGUGGCUUCUCGGUCAACCUUGUCCUCUUUCCGCACAGGAGAACCAUUGCUGUCACAGUCGGCUGUCCACAAAGCCUUCUGAAUAGCAGCCGAGGUCUCUUAUUCAUAGAUGGACCGUCUCUACUGCCAAUACAGGGCGAUGCAAUUAAUAGAUGGAAAUUGAACUGCAGUGCACUACAAUUAGCCAAGGAUCCACGCUGUGCAUCAAAUGGUACCAGUACCAUGUCACCCACCACAACGAGCAGUCCAACAACCCUGCCACCUGAGUAUUAUGAUGACUUCUGGCCGCAGGUGAACGAAACAUGCAAAUCAUGCAAGUUCAACAACGCUCUGUGCCACCUGGUGGCAAAUAUCACCAGAGAUCUCAACUAUACCAAAGAGCUGAUGCGCAUCAUAGGGUGCGGUGAAGUUGUCAAUCCAAUCCGGGUGAAUACAACAUCUCCCGUGUUUAUAUACUCGGGAGGCCUAUUGACAGUGGACCUCUCCAAUGUCACACUGGAUAAAAGCUCAUAUCGGGUUGAGCGAAUACCAGCCAAGAACUCUUCGUUCUCAGAUGAACGAACAAGCACCCGGCCUGACAUCUUUGUUCUGGCAGUGGACUUCAAUGUGAAAGCCACCAAUCUACAGUUCCUGAUUAUUUCUCCAGAAACCUCCGCCACCGUGCUCAUUCGUCCAAUUGUCUACAUUCGCAACUGCAACAGCGGGGGAAACGUCUCCCAUGCCACAUUCUCCUCGCGCAGUUCAGAGCGGACGCGCAUCCAUGCAUGCGAGUGCCCUCCUGCAUACGCUGGUGAAUUCUGCGAGGAUGAUCGGGACGGGUGUAAGGCGGCGUAUCAACCCUGCUCCGACGGCGUGGACUGUUUCGACAAGCCUGCGCCGGACACUGGCUACCUGUGUGGCGCCUGUCCUCCUGGUUUUACUGGAGUCGGAAAGAGCUGCCUAGAUCUUGAUGAGUGCAGGAACCGGUCAUCUUCACCAUGUCAGCAGGUCUGUGCCAACACACAGGGCAACUAUACAUGCGCAUGCAACGCUGGCUUUGCUCUGAAUCCUGAUGACAAGACGUGUUCUGAUCUCAAUGAGUGCACUCUCAAUACUGAUGACUGCGAGAAAUUCUGCAACAACACGCAAGGAUCAUAUCAAUGUUAUUGUGAUGUGGGCUUUGCUCUCAACGGAAGCAGCCGUUGCUCGCCCAUCCGGCCCUGCAAGAAUAACGGUGGCUGUGAACAGCUCUGUGUGCAGGAUCUAACAUCACACACUGCUAUUUGCAGUUGUCAAAGGGGCUACACGUUGGAUACUGCCAUACAUGGGAAAUGCAAUGAUAUUGACGAAUGCCACGGUGCAUCGGCAUGUUCGGAUAUAUGCCAGAAUACCAAUGGUUCUUUUCUGUGCCACUGCUCAUCUGGAUAUACUCUCGCAACCGACAAAGUAACAUGUGAAGGUGAGCCCCACGUGCACAUGCUUACCGGCAUCUCCAGUACCGUGAAAGUCUGCAAAUAAGUGCUGCUUUUUUUCGGAGUAUAGGCCGCACUUUAAUCACUUGUAAUCCAUCCAAAAAAAG